CGUAUUCAAAUAUCGUCUUCUUUCGCUUUUGCUCUGCAUCUCCAUCUCUCCUUCUCUCCCUCUCUCUCUCGACCUUCGAACGCCGGCGUAACCGCCACAAACUAACCAACCGCUUCUCCCCCUUCAGGCCGAGGGACGCACGCACGCACGCCACGCCCCCACGAUGCCACGUGGCCUCUUCGCCUGCUUCGGCAAGCCCCACGUCCACUCGUCCGCGGCGGCUGCUGCUGCUGCUGCGGGUGCGGCGGAGGACCAGGGAGGGGCGGUGCUGGUGGAGCUGUUCUCGUCGCAGGGGUGCGCCACCUCGCCGGAGGCGGAGCUGCUGCUGUCGCGGCUGGGGAGGGGGGACUUCGACGUGGAGGCGCCGGUGGUGGUGGUGCUGGCGCACCACGUGGACUACUGGGACUACACGGGGUGGAAGGACCCGUUCGGGUCGAGCCAGUCCACGGUGAGGCAGAAGGCCUACGUGGAGGCGCUGAGGCUCGACACCAUGUUCACGCCGCAGGUGGUGGUCCAGGGCCGCUCCCAGUGCGUCGGCACCGACCAGGACGCCUUGCUCUCCGCCAUCGCCUCCGCCCCUAGAUUCCCUUCGCCCACGCUCCAGGCAAAUUUCCAGAGGCCGUCGCCAGAUUCUUUUCAAGUGUCGCUGUCUGGAGCAUUGAGGAUGAAAGUGGAAGGCCAGGCUAAUGUGAUGGUGGCGCUCUAUGAGAAUGGAUUGCUGACCGACUGCCUGAAGGGAGAGAAUAAAGGGCGGGUCUUAUCGAACGAUUUCGUCGUGAGGAAGCUCGAGAAACUGUGUACUGUCAAGGACAUUUCGGCGAAGAAGACGGUUUCGGGAACUGUUAAUUUCUCAUUGUGGGAAGGUUUCAAGAGCAGCAAAUGCGGGAUCGCGGUCUUCGUGCAGAGCAGUGCUCACCAGAUCUUCGGGUCGCAGAAUAUCCUACUGCCGGAUAAUAUGUGAAAGCGGGACGAAAUCUUCCAUUCUUUGUCACAGCAUCAGGGCCUCGAGUUCUGACCAUUUAUGUACAGGGUGUCUGGUGGCUUAGCACCGUGUUUUUUCCUUUCUUAAGCUCCCCUGUUUUGGGCUGCUGGUUGGACUUUCUUUUGUCACCGAUUCAUUUAGGAGGUAGAGCAUAUCCGGCUUUCAUUCUAGAACCCUUUGAAUUCUAAAGUCGAGGAUCUUGUGAUCCUUCACUGUUUGGGACUCGUUACAUUGUGUGACUGUAUUGUUUCUCUCGGAGUUCUGUCAUCAGGAUUUGAAAAUUCUGCUAACAUAAAGGCAAAUUUACAGUUGAUA
Messenger RNA from Eucalyptus grandis, 1297 nucleotides. RefSeq lists its product as uncharacterized. The record is from RefSeq and is a predicted model, not a curated record. The transcript is spliced from 2 exons. Lineage: Eukaryota; Viridiplantae; Streptophyta; Magnoliopsida; Myrtales; Myrtaceae. The coding region runs from base 164 to 961 and encodes 265 amino acids.